GGAUGUCUGGGCCGCGACCCAUCGUCCUGAGCGGCCCGUCGGGCGCGGGGAAGAGCACCCUGCUGAAGAUGCUGCUGCGGGAGCACAGUGGCCUCUUCGGCUUCAGCGUGUCCCACACCACGAGGAACCCGCGGCCCGGGGAGGAGGACGGCAGAGAGUACCACUUCGUGACCAGGGAGGCCAUGCAGCGGGACAUCGCCGCUGGCGACUUCAUUGAGCACGCGGAGUUCUCGGGCAACCUUUACGGCACCAGGGCCGACAUGGAGAGCAGCAGGGAACCCGGCCUGUUUGACCUGGUCAUCAUCAACGACAGAGUGGACGAGGCCUACCGGACCCUGGAGGAGGCGCUGUCCGAGGAAAUCAAGAGGGCGCAGGCGGCCGACGCCGUCUCCUGAGGACACGCAGGCUGUACCCGCCCCGCAGCGCCGGGGUGCUGAUGCGCCGGGGGCUCCCCACUGCUGCGGCUCCUCUCUGUUGCCCUGGGUGGGUGCUGGGCCGACCCCUCAAUAAAGACGCUCGAGGCUGA
Molecule: messenger RNA, 526 nt
Organism: Condylura cristata (star-nosed mole)
Lineage: Eukaryota; Metazoa; Chordata; Mammalia; Eulipotyphla; Talpidae
Gene: GUK1
Product: guanylate kinase 1
Exons: 6
Coding region: 3-395 (130 amino acids)
Cellular component (GO): cytosol
Molecular function (GO): GMP kinase activity
Source: RefSeq, a predicted model, not a curated record